UCAGACAGAUUAUUCUAUAUUUUGUGCUUUGAAGAGUUGGGCCAUCGUGGCCCAGGCCUUUGUUGCAGAUGUAAGCCCAGCAGCGGAUCAGACAGCGUCCUGUGUUAUCGACUGGUGACUACCGCGCGAAGAGAAACCGCCAUGGCGGGUUUCUGCUAACUAGGGCUCCAACUUUUCCGGAGAAGAAAUCGGCGGCGCGGGAGUAAGAAAAUGAACAUGUGCAUUCCGGCGAGAAUCGCCGGCAAGCUUCCUCUUCUCGUCUCGUCUUCCAGCUCUUCUACUAGAGCUGCCGGAUUCCCCAGAGUCGGGAUUUUCCGUAAUCUGAACCAGAGAAGGAGACUGGUUUCUGGGGUCGCAAAGAUGAUGGCUUUGAGCAGUGUGGAGAGCUGUAAUGCGGAGGUGAUUGAACUUGAGAACUCACUUGGCGCCAUUCGGCCUGCCGUGGAAGAUUAUGCAGAAGAAGCCGUCGAAGCUCUCAGAGACGGCAAGGUUAUAGCUUUGCCCACUGAUACUCUCUAUGGUUUUGCUUGUGAUGCUUGUUCUUUGGAAGCGGUAAGUAGGAUUUAUGAGAUCAAAGGCCGUAAGCACACGAGUCCUCUAGCUAUCUGUGUUGGGGAUGUAUCAGACAUAGAGCGGUUUGCAGUCACUGACCACCUGCCUUCUGGCUUACUGGAUUCCUUACUUCCUGGACCUGUCACUGUAAUUCUGAGUCGAGGAGCUUUAAGCGUGCUUGAGAAGUCUCUCAACCCGGGAUUGGACAGUAUAGGUGUCAGGGUACCUGACUGUAACUUCAUACGGGUGAUAGCUCGGGGUUUGGGAAGAGCAAUAGCCCUGACCAGUGCUAACCUGAGUGGGCAGCCAAGUAGCGUUUGCAUCAACGAUUUUCAGAACUUGUGGCAGCAAUGUGCCUAUGUGUAUGAUGGUGGUGUGCUUCCAUCUGGACGUGCAGGAUCAACGAUUGUAGAUCUCACUCGGGCUGGGAAGUACAGGAUUCUUAGACCUGGAAGCGCCAAGGAAGAGACGGUUGCAAUCCUCAAAAAGCAUUCGCUGGCCGAGGAUGAAGCAGGCUAGCCAUUUAAGGGAAGGGAGGUUCGCAGAAAUCACAAAUCCAGUUCUAAUGGCUCCCUUCUCGAGUACACACAGAGUCUCAGCUCUUCUGCCGAGCAAAGAUAUCACUGUUGUGCUUACUGGAUUGUGCUGUCACAUAACUUCUUGGUGUGGAAUGUUUAGACUUUUUGUUUGCCAUCUAAAGCAAGAGUGAUUAUGAUUCAAUUCUCUCUCGGCUGGCUGCUGAUGGAGGAAGGAAGGAUCUUGGUACAGAGCAGUCAACCCGGGUAUUGAAGUUCAAGUCGGUGUCGAUCAAUCAUUGAUUUCAUCACGAGUUUAUUAGGUUUUUGAACCGUUAAUUUCACCGAUUUGUUCCUGAGACCGUCUUAUAUUAGAUUGGUUUCGCCAGAUAUCAGAAUGUAAGUGGCAUGUUACUACUGCUGCAAUUCUAUAUUGGUUGUCCUCUUUGUUGCAUGUGGGAAUUGAGUAGCAUGCCAUGUUAGACCUCUUUAGAUCAUAGUACACAGUGUAACAUUUCUCCCCAAUCAUCCUAACUGACAUUUGGCGGAGAAAUGGCCCAUGACAUGAACCAAAACCAGAUCUUGCUGUACAAAAUCAGAAAUCUGAAGUCACUGGCGGGAGCAGCCAUAGGAGACCCACAGUGUGUUGA
Messenger RNA from Linum tenue, 1717 nucleotides. The record is from the annotation of a GenBank genome assembly. NCBI's taxonomy places the organism in Eukaryota, Viridiplantae, Streptophyta, Magnoliopsida, Malpighiales, Linaceae.